GGUAAUAUGCCAGCCCGUUUCCUUGCCAUUACAAAUGUUGUACUCGGCUGCGUCCCAGCUGGGAUCUUCAAAGCAACCAUGCCAUCACUGUCGGUUGGCAUUUUUUGAUGGGCACCAAGGUUUUGCGGUUAAAGGCUUACCACCUGUGACAGUGUAGAAGGAGAGUGAUUAGCAAAGGUAAGACCUUUAAUAGUUGGAGCAGGAUAAGGAAAGGAGAAGAGGAAUCGUUAAGGAAGGGUUUCCUUUUGAAUAGGCAUGAAAACAUUAUGCAGUUGGCAAUAAUUUGAAUGUCCUUGUUUCAGAGAAAAAAAUGGAUAAUUAUCCCCUAAAUCAGAUGGCAAUGGGGAGCCCUAUAGGAUUGUGGGAAGCGAUGGAGCUAGAAACUGGCCUGCUUCCUAAGAUUGUGCAAUGUGUGGUUCCCAAUUGAAGAAUAUGGUAACAGAGGAAUUGGGAUUGCUUUUGAAGGGGCACAGAUUUCAUGGAGACCAAGCACACAUGAUUCCGAAUCGAAGCGGUAGUGCACCACCAAGUUCGGAAGGGUAAUUUGCAGCUAUUGGAAACCUUUUAGCUAAACAAAACUCUGGUCUGAAUUUAGGUUGGAAAGUUUAAGCGACGAUCUUGGACAUUUCGAAUCUGAGGGGCACCUGCAUUCUGAUCCAGCCUUUUUGCGUAUUAUUGCUCUAACGUGAACUUGAAUCCAAAUUGUCCAAACACUAAAACUGCCGAUUGGAGGAUGAUGUGUCAGUUAUUGUUGGCCCUCAUUCAGAGAGAAUUUAGGAAGAAACACUCUCAUGGUCAUGCUAAGUUCUUUUCCAUCGCGGUACAACCAUCAAUGCAUUCCCCUGGUCUAACUAUUCCCUUGUAUGUGACAACGGGAGCCUAUAUGCCAUCAGGUAAUCCAUUUUACCCAAAUUUUCAGCCAUCUGGUGUGUAUGCUCCGCACUACAAUGUGGGUGGAUAUGCUCUGAAUUCUGCAUUUCUUCCCCCAUUUGUUGCUGGAUACCCUCCCCAUGGUCCUGUUCCUAUGCCAUUUGAUGCUACAUCAGGUCUAAGCUUUAAUAUUCAAAUUACUGGCGUCUCAACAGCAGAAAGCAUACCACAUAUGGGUAAUUUGCAACAUCAGAAGUUCUAUGGACACCGUGUAAUGAUGCUGCAACCUUCUUUUGUGAAUCCUCUUCAAAUGCAAUACUUUCAACACCCUUUUGGGAAUGCAUACAGUGCUUCAGUUCAGUAUGGUAGGUUGCCAUCAAGUAAUGGUGCUGGGGCUCAGGUUGAUUCGUCUAUACAGAAAGAGCCACCUUCUGCUGCUUAUUUGGGUGAUCAGAAACUUCUGUCUCCACCAAAUGGGAGUCUAGGUAUUCCAAAUCCUAGAAAACUGGGAAUCAGUGUUGGUGGUUAUUAUGGGGGUCCUCCAGGCAUGGGUGUCAUAGCGCAAUUUCCAAUAUCGCCUAUUUCUAGUCCAGUGUUGGCAUCACUACCAGUUGGUGGAACAAGUCAUCCAGGUCUGCGAAAUGAUCUAAGUUAUCCUCAGGGUUCACAUAGAAAUACAGGUAUCUAUCCUGGAUGGCAAGGGCAGAGAGGAGUAAACAUCUUUGAUGACCCCAAGAGGCAUUCAUUUCUUGAAGAACUGAAAUCCAGCAAUGCGCAAAAGUUUGAGCUCUCGGACAUAGUGGGGCAUAUAGUAGAAUUCAGUGUGGAUCAACAUGGGAGUCGAUUUAUUCAGCAGAAGCUGGAGCACAGCAGUGAAGACAAGGUGUCUGUUUUCAAAGAAGUUUUUCCACAUGCCUCAAAAUUAAUGACUGAUGUCUUGUAUAUAAAGAAGAGGAAUCCUCAAGGUAGUGACGGCAUAGCCCCUGAAGUCAUUGAGCUUGAUCAGAAAACACAAUCAGUCCUUGAGCUUGAUGGGCAUGUCAUGAGAUGUGUGCGUGAUCAGAAUGGGAAUCAUGUGAUACAGAAGUGUACCGAAAGUGUACCUACAGAAAAAAUUGGAUUUAUUAUAUCUGCUUUUCAAGGUCAAGUUGCCAUGCUUUCUACGCAUCCAUAUGGUUGUCGUGUUUUUCAGAGAGUUUUGGAGCAUUGUUCAAAUGAACAACAAGGUCAAUGUAUAGUGGAUGAAACUUUGGAAUCUGCUUAUGUUCUUGCUCAGGACCAGUAUGGGAACUACAUUACCCAGCAUGUUCUGGAGAGGGGAAAAUCCAAUGAAAGAAGCCAAAUUAUCAGCAAGGUGGCUGGAAAAAUUGUACAGUUGAGUCAGCAUAAAUAUGCAUUAAAUGUUGUUGAGAAGUGUUUGGAGUAUGGUGAUGCUGCUGAGUGGGAGCUCUUGAUUGAGGCGAUAAUUGGGCAAUCUGAAGAAAUGACAAUUUAUUGGUGAGACAAAUUUUUCAUGUUUAUAUUGGUGAAGGUAAAUAAAUCUCCUAUUGGUGCAUGCGCGUAUUUACAAUCUUCUGUUAUGUUAUUUUUCAUGUUUAUAUGCUUGGGAAUGUUUGUUUGCUCAUGUAAGCACACUAUGCAUGGCUAACUGAAAGAAGCAAAAAUCUCUAGAUGGGACAAAGUAUUGGCAUUUAGAUAAAUCAUUUUGGAGGAACGCUGUGGUUUUUCUGAGCAAUGGCCUUAGUCUUUGUCAAUUCAUCAACUUUUUUCUUUUCUUUUCUUUUCAACUUUGAUAAUCAACACACUUCUAUCAUACAUUCUGUUAUCAAGAUUUCAAUCUAAAAUUCACUACAGCUGUUAAUGGAUACUGUUGUUGACAGUCAUGGACACGUUGCUGUUUCUAUGAUAUCACCAGGGUUACAUGCAUUUGAUAUCAUUAUAUAUAUAUAACAUCAAAUGUAGAGACUGCACGCUUGUGUCUACAUUUGUGGACAUUUACAGAAUGUCCAUGCCUACCCGCAUGGAUUUGUGUAUACAAUUUUAUUAAUUCAUCUUUUAUCCUCUGUUGCAUGUUAAUGAUUCUUCAAUUAGAGUAUUUUGUCCAUUCCUGAAUUUAUGUGAUAAAUUAUGAUUGAACCUCACUCAGACAUUUGGUCACACUGCUGACCAUCCAAGUUACAAAAUUCAUCAAAAACCCCUUAGCAAUACCAAGAUCAUCAUAGGUAUUCUUGAAAUCACGAGAAGACUUUCCUUGAAGCUUAUAAUUUUUAUCAGAAACCUCCUUGUAAGAGAGGUGUGUAUUUAAGUUGGACGCCAUAAUUAGCCAAGCUUCAAGUUGAAUGCAAUUUAUCCUUUAAGAUAAUGUUUCUUUUGGGUUGCACUUUCAUUGGAAAUUCUGGAAGAUUUGGUGGUAAAUCCCAGUUAAUUGCUUGGAAUAUAUGUAAUAUAUAUAAUAUGUAUGUUCAAACUGUGUAUCUGAUUCUAAUACUUGCCAGUUUGAUAAAGCUAAUUAGUAAAUAUAUGUAAUAGAUAUAAUAUGUAUGUUCAAACUGUGUAUAGAAGUAAUUAAUGGUG
Molecule: messenger RNA, 3444 nt
Organism: Pistacia vera
Lineage: Eukaryota; Viridiplantae; Streptophyta; Magnoliopsida; Sapindales; Anacardiaceae
Product: pumilio homolog 5-like
Biological process (GO): 3'-UTR-mediated mRNA destabilization
Cellular component (GO): cytoplasm
Molecular function (GO): mRNA binding
Source: RefSeq, a predicted model, not a curated record